This is a messenger RNA of Penicillium coprophilum, 5478 nucleotides long. RefSeq names its product putative nuclear migration protein (ApsA). Bases 1 to 5478 code for a protein of 1825 amino acids. The record is from RefSeq and is a predicted model, not a curated record. Lineage: Eukaryota; Fungi; Ascomycota; Eurotiomycetes; Eurotiales; Aspergillaceae. Gene Ontology annotation, biological process: maintenance of protein location in cell cortex; establishment of mitochondrion localization; microtubule cytoskeleton organization. The transcript has 2 exons. Gene Ontology annotation, cellular component: mitochondrion; cell cortex. Gene Ontology annotation, molecular function: tubulin binding; phospholipid binding.
AUGACCGCAUCUAACGCUGAGACCACCGGGUCAUUUGCAUCCAUGGAAGACCCCUUUGUUGCGAACUCCGGAAGGCCAGCUGCGUCUCGCGACUCCCAUCGAAACUCGUCCUUUGACACACAGCUAUACAGUUUGAAUGCGUCUUCACCAGCACAGGCAAAACGGGCCCUCGAGGCCCACUUGGUGGAGACAGAGCGUCGACUGGAGGAGGCUUCAAGGCUAGGAACGGCCCUCAUCGAUCAGCAGCGGCAGCUAUCCGAGCAGUUGAAGGAGGUCGAGCAGCAGCAAAAUGAGGGAGAGAUUGGUCCAGAUCUGCGACGCAAACUUGCGGAUUUGGAGAAGGAGUACAAUGAAAUCGGCCGUGAAUCGGCACGUGCAUUUUUAGCACCCAAACGUCUUGCUGGAGGCGCGGAUGAUGCCCAGCUUGGGACGCCAUCUUUCGAUCAAAAGUCACCCCUGAGUCCCGCUUUGUUUGCCAGUCAGGCCACAAAUUCCCCUAGCAAAGUCAGCGUUCCAUCUCGCAAACAGCGCAACCAACCAUCAAACCGUGUCCACGAUAUCGAAUUUGCGACUGAAAUCUCCACUUCACUUUUGGCCCAGGUCCGCCAACUGCAAGCUCUUCUCGCAGAACGAGAUGAGACACUCAAGUUUGUUAACCUGGAAAAAUCGCGACUUGAGUUGGAGGCAGAGGGGUAUGGACAAAGGAUCCGAGCGCUCGAUGACAGUGAGCAACGCUACAAGGACGAAAACUGGGCGCUAGAGACUCAAGCACAUGAGUUGAUGGCAGCUGCGAGGGAUGCCGCGGAACGUGAACAACGGCUCAACAGUACUAUAACAUUGUCUAAUGCGGAAAAGAACGCCGUGGAACGAGAGCUGGAGGAGCUGAGGCAAGCCAAUACGAGGUUACUUGAGGACCAGAGUCUUAUGCAGAAGGCAAAUGAUGCCGAAAUUCACCUUUUGCGGCGGAAUCUGACUUCCGGUGAAGCGGAAAAGUCCGCGCUCCAAAAGAAGCUGAUGGAGAUGACUUCUCAAAACCAAGAGCUUGCCAAGGCAGUUGCCAUGAGGCUCCGGGAGCAUGAAAACCAAAGCUCGAGGGAUGUUCCGUACGACAAUGAGGGUGAUGAGCCAGAGCAUAUCACACCUGAGAGUUCUCCGCCACAAUCCCCCAACAAGUUCACUCCUCGACAUGGCCAUCUUGAAUCGGAAACCUUGAAGAGCUCGCUGGGCCAUGCUCAUCGCAUGAUCCAGAACCUCAAGAGCACAAUUCACCGUGAGAAGACCGAAAAGAUUGAGCUUAAGCGCAUGUUGCAAGAUGCCCGGGAUGAAGUUGAGCAACGGCGCCGUGACAGCACUGUGCCAAACGGAGCUAGCAAACGCCAAAAGACAAAGCAGGAUGCGUCCCGAAAGGCCCCCCGCCCAGAUCUUCUAGGCGCCGGCCGCAAGGAGAAAUCAUUUGUUGAGCUUCAUGACACAGAUUGGGAAGACAAUGCCGGUCAAAUCAGUCCUACCCAAACCUACACCAAGGCAGUAUCCACCAAGGACCGCCCUCGCUCGGAGUCUCCUGAUGGACCUAGCGACAUCUAUCAGACAGCUACCGAGGCGGAAGAUGGAUUUGAAACAGCCAACGAGCGGGCAACCGCAACUGAGAGCGAAGCGUUCCAAACCGGUGUAGAAAGCAUGGCCGAUGACAGCAGCGAUUCGGCAGAACUUACCGAGACGGAACACAACGUACAGACAACUCCUCGCAGCCAAGUCCCUUCCUCCUUGAUAAUGGCCAAAGCUCGCGAUCGCAGCUCAUAUCACAGCACGGCCUCUGCGUCCUCCGACGAAGAAGAAUACGACGGAGCAUUUGGCUCUCCGAGUCAAAUGCACGUCUCCCGACCCCGUGUCAGGUCUAAACGCAGCAUUUCGAGACGCAUUCGUCCAUCUGGAGAGGCCACAUUUGCAUCAACCAGUCGACCUUCGAGUUCCCGCGCAUCUGUAGCACCCAGCUUUGCACCAGCGCCUGCAGCGCAAGAAGGCCAGAGCCUCUUUGCCGAACUUGGAGAUUUCGAUAGCAAUGAGGACGACGAAGUGACCUCCCAGGCUUCGACACCACGCAUGGAGCCUGCAUCGGAUUCACGAAGACCCUCGGAUGCAAUGCUGGAUGCACCACCUAAGCCCGCAAUGGUCGAUUCUGGUGUUAUGACUGAGCCUUGGGAGCACAUGUCUUCCAUUAGUGCUGGCAUUGUUGCUGGAGCUGCUGGUAUCGCCGCAACUCGGCCAAGUCAAACAGCAGACCGGGAGAUCGAUGAGGGAACGAAGGAAAUUCCUCACUUGGUUAACCCAGAGAUGGGAAUAGCCGCCGUUUCUUCCCAAGAGACCUCGCCUUCUGCCCCUCAACGGCCUGAUCUGAGCAUCUCAUACAUCACCGGGGGUAUCACUUCACCUGUCAAGCAUCAGCUACCCGCACCGGAAGUGCCGGAAAUGACGAUAUCUUCAAUUUCAUCACAAACUACAAGUCCCAUUCAACCAACGGUUGUGGUUCCUGAGCCAAUCAUCAAGCAUGUUGAUGUGAUCAAAUACGUGGAACGAGAGCCGGAGGUGCCCGAGCUGACCUUCUCCUCCAUCACAACCCAAUCAACCUCUCCUGUCCAUGCAAAACUUGCUGUGCCUGAGCCUAUCGUUAAGUACGUUGAUGUGAUCAAGCAUGUCGAACGCGAGCCUGAGGUGCCGGAAUUGACCUUUUCUUCUAUCACCACUCAAACCACUGAGCCAAUCAAAGCAAUUGUUCCUGAACCGCUGCCACCUGUCAUUCAAUACGUUGAUGUCAUUAAGCACGUUGAGCGUGAGCGAGAAGUACCUAAGUUAGGCUUCUCGUCUGUUGCCGCUCAGUCGACAACACCUGUCAAGGCAAUCCAGGCAACUGUGCCUGAACCAGAACCCGUCAUUAAAUACGUCGACGUGAUCAAACUUGUCGAACGUGAGCGCGAGAACCCCGAGUUGACAUUCUCUUCCAUCAAUAAUCAAUCCACUGUUCCUGUCCAGGCAACGCUUGCUGUGCCGGAGCCUAUUAUUAAGUACGUCGAUGUGAUCAAGCACGUCGAACGCGAGCCUGAGGUACCCGAAUUGAGCUUCUCCCCUAUCACCACCCAAACCACUGAGCCGGUGAAAGCAACUGCUCCUGAACCGCUGCCGCCUGUCAUUCAAUACGUUGAUGUCAUCAAGCACAUUGAACGUGAGCGUGAAGUUCCAGAUCCAAGCUUCUCUUCUAUCGCUACUCAAUCCACUGCGCCCAUAGACGCAACUUUUGCUAAAGCAAAGCCGAUUAUCGAAUACGUGGACGUCAUCAAGCACGUUGAGCGCGAGCGCGAGGUGCCAGACUUGGCGUUCUCUUCCAUUAGCAACCAGUCCACUGCCCCUGUCCACGCAACCCUUGCAGUGCAGGAGCCUGUGAUUCAAUACGUUGAUGUUAUUAAGCACGUCGAGCGUGAGCGCGAGGUGCCCGAAUUGACAUUCUCUUCGAUCACUACUCAAUCCACCGCGCCAGUCAAAGCAACUGUUCCUGAGCCCGAACCACCUGUCAUUCAAUACGUCGAUGUUAUCAAACACGUAGAACGUGAGCGUGAGGCACCGGUCUUGACAAUCUCCUCCCUCGAUCCAGCAUACACGGAGCCUAUUAUUCCAAGACCUCGCCUUGCUCCUACGCCGGCAUUGUCAUUCUCCUCUGUGCACUCUGUGGAAACUCAUCCAGUGAAAUAUAUGCCAUUUGUCAUCCCCGGGGUGGCAGACUUCUCUACUCAAACUGAGUCGACAGAGUCAAACGCUUCAGAGGCAGCUGUCAUUAUCCACGAAGACCAGCCAACUGGCGCUGCUCGCAGCCGUACGAGCACAGGCAACAGUGAUCAGCUUGUUGGUGCUGGACUUGCCUUGAACGAUAUUUCUGGCAACGCCCUUACUCGCUCUGCUAGACAACAAUCCAGUUCAGUAAGCAUGGACCAAGGAUCCCAGACAAUCCUGUCCUCUAAGCAGAUAGAUCAAAUCCUCAUGGAUCGCGUGUCCACACGCCCGCUUUCUUCUGACAGCCAGGUGACGGACAACUCACGAGAGAUUGCCACAGCCCCUUACGUGACCCCCAAGGCUCCGACACGACCUCGCCUUUCGCAAAUUCAGUCUGUGAAGUCGACAACGCCAACUCACCGCCGGCCUACCAGUGCCGCCAGUCAGACAUCUGGUGCGAGUCACCCCCCACUGCCCUUCGAUCACCGGGAAGCUAUCAUGGCAGCAGAGAAGAGGUCUAUCGACAUCGCUCCGCCAUCUCCUACCUCUGUCAUGGGGCCUCCUUUGGCACCAGCAUCGGCGUACCGCAUGAACUCCCAGCGCCCACUUACGCCAAGCGAACAGGCUGCGCGCGCUAGCUCUUCAAGAACUGGUUCAUCUCAGGCCAGAAUGAGAAGAGGAAGUCAAAGCCAGAUGUCUCGACGAUCCUCAGUUUCGUCUUUUGCAUCUGAGAUCGAGGAGCGUUUCAAUAUGGCACCUCAUGCUGGCGCCAUGCCUCAGGGCUAUGGACCUAAUACGGACCCACGCAUGAUCCAGGCGAUUACCCAAACUAUGAUUGGUGAAUUCCUUUGGAAAUACACCCGCAAGACAGGAUCAUCGGAUAUGUCAACAACACGUCACCGACGAUACUUCUGGGUUCACCCGUACACCCGUACUCUGUACUGGAGUACCCAAGACCCACAAACUGCCGGAAAGAGUGAGCUCCGUACCAAGAGUGUGCCUAUCGAGGCUGUUCGAGUGGUUGCCGAUGACAACCCGUAUCCUCCGGGUCUUCACUGCAGGAGCUUGGAGGUUGUCAGUCCUGGUCGACGAGUCCGGUUUACGGCUACGACGAGCCAGAGGCACGAAACAUGGUUCAACGCGUUGUCUUACCUCCUUCUAAGAGAGACCAACGAAAACUGUGAGGACAAUAACAGCGUAACCCUCGACGAUAUCAACGAGUUCAACCCCCCUAGCUUCCGAUCUAGCUCUCGCCAGACAGCACGAAUGUCGUUCUCGUCUUACAAUAGCCGCACCGCUCGUAAUGCACACAAGCAACAGCGGCGAGCGGCCUCGGCGAUGUCCAUGCGAUCUUCUGGGACUCUCGGCGGGCGCGCAUCACCAGCCCUCAGCUCACCUGUCCCAAACCCAAACUCAUCAUUGCAAGUUCCUGAUGAUCGCCAACGUUCUUCGUCACGACUCAGCACCAUCUCCAGUUCGAUUCGGGGGUCCAUCGCAAGUUUGAAGGGACGGCCAGGUCAAUCUCCUAGUAUCCACAAUGAAAGUCUUCAUGGGCAAGAAAGUGCCGAUGAUCUGAGACAGGUGGUCGAAGCGCAGGAACAAGACCGACUCGAAAAUGUCCGCGCUUGUUGCGACGGCAAGCACGAUGUUGGCUCUCUUUCUCGCACCAGUCGGUACAGCCCGAGGAUCAACCGUAUCCACUCACCCCACCGUCACUGA